CGGCUUCUCUACAUGGAACAUUGUCGCCACUAUCGUCAUUGCGCUCAAUGGAAGAUUUUUUCCCCUUUUGGAUCUGAAUGGGCGGCCGUGGUGUACCCGCAAGCCAGCCCUGGAUCAGCUGCAAUACUUUGAUCCAACAAUAAGUGUGCCUCCUAGCCAACCUCAACAUGAUUUUGUUGAAUAUUUGCACAGUCCUCACGCUGUUCCUCCCCCAGCGCACACAUCAGUCCUGUACAGUGGGUUCCCCCAAGGAGUGUCUCCAGGCGGAUUUGGCUCCAGGCACCAAUCUGGCUGGGGAAGGCUUCGAUAUCACCGAGAUGAAGCGCAAGGGAGCCUUUGUUCUGGACAUGAAUCAGUGGAAACACAAGGACAAAACAUGCACCCUAUGCAGCAACCCUUUCCUGGCGAAUGUGAAGCAGAAGCUUCCCUUGUCUGUGUUGGACUGGCGGUCCAAGCAGUCCUGCAGCUCGAAUUUGGCAAGUACCCUUCACCGGUCUAGUGAGUCUCUCGUCAACUCUCUAACGUCUACUGUCGAAAACAACUGGAAGUCCAGUCUGGACUUGAAUGUUAAGGCCAUUCAUGCAAAAUUCAUGCUGGCUGGCACCCACUCAAAAAUUGCCGGGUACUCAAUGCAGAAAACAAAGAGAGAUAAGUUUAGCUUCACCAGCCAAAAAAUAGCCUGCGAGUACUACAGCUACCGAGUGUCCAGCAAGACUCCACUGCAGAGAGAUUUUAAAAAUGCAUUGAAAGAUCUCCCAAAGAUCUAUAGCCCUCAGUUCAAGCAAAGAUUUUACAAACUAAUUGAAAACUUUGGCACUCAUUACAUCACAAAGGUGAAAUUGGGAGGGUCCGUCCAGGCCGUGACCAGCAUUAAGCAGUGCCAGGCCAGCCUGGAGGGCCUCAGCACAGACGAGGUGAGCAUGUGCCUGGAGGCCGAGGCAUCUGUCACCAUCAAAGCAACUUUAGAAACUCAAACCAGUCAUUGCAAGAAGAAAAUCGACAAGACGGAGAGCAAGUCGGCGUUCUCUAGCCUCUUCAAUGAUAGAUCCACAGAUAUACAGGGAGGUCACACCACUGAAGUGGACCUUCUGUUCUCUGCCGACAAAGACCCAUCUGCCUUCAAGGAAUGGCUCAGCACAUUGCCUCAAUACCCAGACAUCAUCUCAUAUUCCUUGGAGCCUCUGCACGAGCUGCUGCCGACUGACACUUCAGUUCGAAAGAACCUGCGCCUGGCUGUAAGUCACUACAUCCUUGAGCGGGCUCUGAUGAGGAACUGCAGUGGGCGCUGUCUGACCGGCAUCAACAGUGAGUCCCAGGACCCCUGCGUCUGCCAGUGCCACAACGAACGUGCUGUAAACCUGGAUUGCUGCCCCACCCGUAGGGGAAUGGCCCGGAUCAUCAUCACUGUCCAACGGGCCUCGGGUCUUUGGGGUGACUCCACUACAGCCACAGACAGCUACGUAAAGGUGAUUUUCAACAAGCGAGAGCAGCGGUCUCCCGUCAUUUACAACAAUAACAACCCCCAGUGGGCCACAGUCAUGGACUUGGGGACCGAGGACCUGUCAGCGGCCCCUAAAGUCAGAUUUGAGGUGUGGGAUCAGGACAGCGGCUGGGACGACGAUCUUCUAGGGAAAUGUGAGCGAGUACUAACGGCGGGCAUGAAGACGGAGGUGUGCGCCAUGCACCACGGAAAGUUUUUCUACAAAUGGGAAGUGGAAUGUGCACCCAGUCUGGGUGGCAGUUUAUGCACAGACUACAAGCCUUCCCCCAUCAGUCAGAGUUUGAUGGGCUUGUACGUGUCCCGCCAUGCUCAUCCUGUUCCACAAGCCACUCUGCUGAGGAUGGGAGUCUUUGCCAACAGUACUAGUGACACAAAAAGUCAAACCAGUCCUACUGAUGUCCUUUGAAUAAUCAAAUUUGAGAAACCAGUCACCAAGACAGACCAUCAUGUAUCCCGAGAUGGCUUGAGAGUGGUGGUGUCAUUGGGUAAUUUACUGCUUUUUGCUUUUCAUUCAGUAUUUGGCCAUUUUUCAAUGAUACUUGCUUGUUUAGAAUGUUUUUUUUUUCUUUUUUAAAGAACAACUCUUUGUAAUAGAUGUUAAACCUUGGUUUACUGCAUCAUGAGACAGGAAAUGGUGACAUUUCCUGUGAACAAAUGUGGCGUCAAAGAGGGGUGUGUGAAGAUGCGGUGCGAAAUGCUUUUAGUCUCUAGAGCUGUUAUUAAAUUCAUA
Messenger RNA from Syngnathoides biaculeatus (alligator pipefish), 2231 nucleotides. RefSeq names its product perforin-1-like. The coding region runs from base 168 to 1907 and encodes 579 amino acids. The transcript is spliced from 5 exons. NCBI's taxonomy places the organism in Eukaryota, Metazoa, Chordata, Actinopteri, Syngnathiformes, Syngnathidae. The record is from RefSeq and is a predicted model, not a curated record. Gene Ontology annotation, biological process: leukocyte mediated cytotoxicity. Gene Ontology annotation, molecular function: pore-forming activity; calcium ion binding.